This is a messenger RNA of Plasmopara halstedii, 183 nucleotides long. RefSeq lists its product as uncharacterized. The record is from RefSeq and is a predicted model, not a curated record. The transcript is spliced from 2 exons. Bases 1 to 183 code for a protein of 60 amino acids. NCBI's taxonomy places the organism in Eukaryota, Oomycota, Peronosporomycetes, Peronosporales, Peronosporaceae.
AUGACCGAAGGUUUUUCCCAACCGGUGCUGCUGAUAGUGCAGACGAUAAACAUGAGUAGUGAAAAUCUGCAGCGCCAAAAACCCGCUCGUUUUUUGCUUGGGGUGAAUGAGAAGCUUGCACGCACAGAAAUGGAAGAGCUUCGCUUCAGCGCGUCUUGUAACACUGGAUGGUUGAAAUCAUAG